This is a messenger RNA of Gigantopelta aegis, 852 nucleotides long. RefSeq lists its product as uncharacterized. Gene Ontology annotation, cellular component: nucleus. Bases 1 to 852 code for a protein of 283 amino acids. The record is from RefSeq and is a predicted model, not a curated record. Lineage: Eukaryota; Metazoa; Mollusca; Gastropoda; Neomphalida; Peltospiridae. The transcript has 3 exons.
AUGGAAAAUCAAGCCAAGAGACAUAGGAAAGCGAAUUUUACAGAUACUGAAAUAAGAGUGCUAUUAGAAGAAAUAAGUGUUGAUCAUAAAACAUUGUUUAUGGCCAACAACCAAACUGUCACAAACAGGUUAAAGGGGGAUAUUUGGAAAAGAAUAACUGCAAAAAUCAGUGCAUGCGGCGUGGCAGAACGUACACCACAAGAGGCGAAAGAAAAAUGGAGAUCGUUGAAAGGGGCCGUCCUAAACAAGCAGAAAAGACAGACGAAAACGGGAGGUGGACCACCAGAUAAACCAGUGCCAUACGAGGACAUCAUCGUGACCAUAAUUGGAGAAAAUUCAAACCUCUACACUGGAAUAGAGAAUCCUAUGCAAGGAACAGACACUUAUGAAAACCCACAAACACAAGCAGUCGAGUGCAAGAAUAACACUGAAAAUACGUGUGUGGUUUCCUCGGAACCCACGCCAGAUUGCUCAAAGGAAUACCCUGAGGAUUUGACAUCCGUCCAAACUAUCUCUGGUCCAACACCUUCAUCUCUCACUUUAACAUCGCUUUUAAAUAUAGACACAACACUAUGUCAGGACGAUGAUAAUAUAGCAGUUGCUAUUGUAAAUGAAAGUAAAACAUUUGAAGCAAAACAAUCAGCUUCACCAACACUUGACAAAAUAUUAAUAACGAAAUCAAAGGCCCAAAAUAGAAAAAUAAAAAGAAAGUCCUUGGUGGAGAAAGGGCUAGAUGAUCAUGAGAAUGAUCUCUUUGAAGAAUAUCUCAAAAGUGAGAUAGAAAAAAACAAGAUUUUGUUAGAAAUUAAAAAACUUAAAAAAAUUGGAAAGGAAGACGAGUUACAUAAUUAA